This is a messenger RNA of Symbiodinium sp. CCMP2456, 822 nucleotides long. The record is from the annotation of a GenBank genome assembly. Lineage: Eukaryota; Dinophyceae; Suessiales; Symbiodiniaceae.
AUGGCGCGUUCGCUCCGACGUCCGGGAGCUCUCCCGCUGGCCCUCGCCCUUGUGGCUCUGGCCUUGCACUCUGCCCCCAGCUUUGUGCCGAACUCGGCCCCGCAACUCCGAGGGAGCCUGCGGCCCCAGCGCAUCGUUCGCUACGCAGAUCCUGAGGAGGUUACAGCCUUGGCGAAGUUGGAGCAGGAUAUUGAGGCCAAGAUUGAGGAGGCAGAUAAGGCGGAGGAUAACUCUCGAAAGUCGGAGCUUGCCCGCCUUCUGGUGCUGACUCGCACCAGCGCCGCGGCCACUGCAUGGCAGAUGACCAAGGAGCUGAAGACGGAGGUGGGCACCAGCGUUGCGGCCGCUAUCAGCGAGUUUGUGGGGAAGGAGGACUACAAGAUGGAAGAUGUGGCGGCGAAGGUGGAGGAGAAAGUCACAUCGGCUGUGAAGAAGCUCGACAAUGUGUAUCUCACCGCCGAUGCCGCAAAAGCGGCUCCAGAAGGAAGCAGUCCCAUCAUUCUUUCCCAGGUCGUGAAACCCGUGGCUGGGCAAAUCAAAGAGGGAGCAAAGGAGGCUGCGCUGGCCUUCACGGGCAAGGAGGAGUACAAGUUCGGGGACAUUAGCAAGGAAGCCGCCGCUCGUGCAAAGGUUGCAGUUGCCACGCUCCUUGGCAAGGAGGAGUACCAGUUUGGAGACGUGACAAAGGCUGCGAUCAACAAAGCCAUGGACAAGUUCGCUGACUUCACGGGCAAGGAAGGAUACAAGUUUGGGGACAUCACCAAGGCCCUGUUGCGCAAGACGCUGGACUCUGGACUACUUGGAGAAAGAUGGAGGUGCUGA